This is a messenger RNA of Magnolia sinica, 777 nucleotides long. Its product is annotated as protein PLASTID REDOX INSENSITIVE 2, chloroplastic-like. Gene Ontology annotation, biological process: regulation of gene expression. The coding region runs from base 94 to 618 and encodes 174 amino acids. The transcript has 3 exons. The record is from RefSeq and is a predicted model, not a curated record. Lineage: Eukaryota; Viridiplantae; Streptophyta; Magnoliopsida; Magnoliales; Magnoliaceae.
ACGACUUGUGAUAAUCGGCAGGGAUCUCUCACACAUGUGAGCCCGACCACGAGAGAGCUGCAAUUGGGCGACGCUUGUGUGGUCUCUACAACGAUGGCCCUUCUCAUUUCCAACCCAAGCAGUCUCAUCUCCUUCUCUCCUUCGUUUCCUUCCAAAUGGAGGACGAGAAGCUCUACGAAGCCUCUACUCCACCUUCAUCACUCCCCAAUUCCUUCUUUCUCUUCUCAAAAGCCUCUGAGAGCGUCGACGCAGCAGCCCAAGUACGUGUAUCCUGACCCCAUUCCCGAAUUCGCUGAAGCUGAAACCAGGAAGUUCCGAAGCCAGCUUCUAAAGAAGCUCUCCAAGGACAAGGAUACUUUUGGCAACGACAUGGAUGCAGUUGUGAAUGUUUGCACUGAGGUUGGCGUGGCUGUGAAAAACCAGAUAUUUAAUGACUUCUUGCAUAAGGAAUACGGAGGUCCAGGGACACUCUUGGUGGAACCUUUUACAGACAUGUUGUUAGUUCUCAAGGAGAAGAAACUGGCAGGAGCUCCCAUGGCUGCACGGGCUGCUCUCUUAUGGGCUCAAAACUACGUUGAUCAUGACUGGGAAAUCUGGACCUCGCAACCACCGAACUGAUUUGGUCAGUUCCAUAUCACCAUUGGUAUCAUUUCUCGCACUUAGCAGCAUGUAGCUACUCUAUUCUGUGGUGGACAGGAAACUACUCUGCCAUAGGUCUUUGAAAAUGUAGAAUGUUAGUAUGAACGACUACAUGGAAAGUUUAUACCCUUUUUAUCA